Mucor mucedo is the source of this 369-nucleotide messenger RNA. RefSeq lists its product as uncharacterized. The transcript has a single exon. NCBI's taxonomy places the organism in Eukaryota, Fungi, Mucoromycota, Mucoromycetes, Mucorales, Mucoraceae. Bases 1 to 369 code for a protein of 122 amino acids. The record is from RefSeq and is a predicted model, not a curated record.
AUGAAAAGAACAAAAUUAGGCAGAUCACUGGGUACAGCUACAAGUCCAUCCAAAAAGCACAAGAAAUUAGACAACAACAAUAGUGGGAAACUACUUAAAGUAACAGAAAAUGGGAACGUCGUGUUAUUGUUUGAGAUGAUGGAAGGUAGAUUACAAGCAAUAGCUGGAACAAGAGAGAAAUUAUUCGAGAGAUUGGCGGAUGAAACUGCAGAAGAUGAGGAAUAUAUUGAUACCUUUUUAAUGAACCAUGGUCAUUUUAUUCCUUCUAUCGAUUUCUUGAACAUGUUGAUUAAUCGAUUUCACCUCGAACCAUCUCCGGGUGAGCUAGAAUACUUUCAAAAAUGGCAAUUCUCUAUCCAAACAAAGUAA